Gymnodraco acuticeps is the source of this 1446-nucleotide messenger RNA. It is a transcript of the gene vgll1l, whose product is annotated as vestigial like family member 1. Gene Ontology annotation, biological process: regulation of transcription by RNA polymerase II. Gene Ontology annotation, cellular component: nucleus. The coding region runs from base 261 to 845 and encodes 194 amino acids. The record is from RefSeq and is a predicted model, not a curated record. Lineage: Eukaryota; Metazoa; Chordata; Actinopteri; Perciformes; Bathydraconidae. The transcript has 4 exons.
GUUCAGGAAGCACACCCUGCCAGUCCAACACAUCAUGUUUCUCUGGAGGUUCAGUGAAGGAAGUAUGUUGCCGUAAGAGACAAGGUUCUUCAAAUCUUAUCAAUCACUCUGAUGUUUAAACUUAAGAUAGGGGACAUUUUUUACAACCAUUUUGACGGCUGCUUAACUACGUGAACAUCAUCAGUUUUGAUCCUCCGGUAAAUGUAAGGACGCACUCACUGGUCAUCUUUGUUCAAUCAUCAGGUCAGUCACAGCUGACCAUGGAGGACAGAACAGACAGUUCCAUAGCUGUGAAGGUGGAGGAGCACUCUCGGUUUGUCAUCCUGACUUAUUUCCAGGGGGACAUCAACAGCAUGGUAGAUGCUCACUUUAACCGUGCUCUUAGCAAAGUCUGCAAGGUCAAGGCGCCGGGAGGAAAGACAAAGAAAAUCCGUAAAACUAUUAAACUGGAAGACAACAGCCCUCAGGGGAGACCUGCCGACUGUUUCUCAGACUCACAAGGCCCCCCCGCAGCAGGACGGCUCCUCGACUUCAGCUCUGCAGAAGACACUCCUGGAUCGUGGUCCUCGUUCACCACCAGGGCGGGAGAGAGCCCGGGGCUGCCGUCUAUCGCCUACUCUCUGUCCCCAGAAGGGCUGAGUCUUACUGGACAGCAAUACGCCACAUCCCUGCUGAACCUGCUGCAUGUUGACCAGGGUCAGAUGGGACCCAGCAUGGCCUCCAGCUCCAAACCAGAUCUGCACCCCAGCUGGACGAUGCCUCAGGGAUUUAGAGACCCUGGGGACCCCGCUGUGGGCUUUGAACAUGGACGUCGUCUGGAAAAGAAGGACUUAUACUGGUAUUGAGGGGAGAGGGGCUGCAGCAGCAGUGACAGGAAACACCACAUACCUGUGGCUCUGCAAAGCCAACUGGCUUUCGGUUAAGCUGUCAGAUGUUCUCUCGUCAAACAGGCGUCACUGAGUGUCAUCUGAGAAUAAGCACAGAAGAAACACUGCACGCUUCCAUUCCCUUCUUAUUUUCUCAGUAAAAAUGACCUCAGUACGUCAGCAUGCACCAACUGGAACAGCCUUCCUGAAAGGGAAUAGUCUCUGAUAAACCUGUUCUGUAACUAUGUCGCUCCUCUUGUAUCUCAAAGCACUGUAUAUAUUGUUGCUCCUGUUGGUUGAAGGGCAUUUCCUUGUGCCCUACAGUAUAAGGCACUUCUUUCUGUGGGCCCACACGGGUAAAUACACCAGUAUUACAGAAAGUGUAUAAUAAUGAAGGUUAAUACCUGUCUGCGGUUCAUCUCUAUAACUUUUAGUUGCUGUGAGUAUAUUUAAUUUUCGAAAAACAAAAAAAUGAAGGAUAUUGAUGUUUUGUUAAUUACUUUUUUUUGUAUAUCAACCUUGUUGUGAAUUGUACAAACAAAUUGAAACAUAUACAAUGUGAAAUAAAUAACUGAGCAAA